AUGGUGGAGAAGGGUGCAGGUGGUAGAAAAGAGGAGGUUGUUACCAGGGAGUACACGAUCAACCUUCACAAGCGUCUUCAUGGCUGCACAUUCAAGAAGAAGGCACCAAAAGCUAUCAAGGAGAUAAGGAAGUUUGCUCAAAAAGCCAUGGGCACUAACGAUGUUAGGGUCGAUGUCAAGCUGAACAAGGCUAUCUGGAGCCAAGGAAUUAGAAGUGUUCCCAGGAGAGUCAGAGUACGCAUUGCGCGCAAGAGGAACGACGAUGAAGAUGCAAAGGAGGAAUUAUACUCCCUUGUUACAGUUGUUGAAAUUCCUAAGGAGGAGCUAAAAGGUUUGGGCACCAAGGUCAUAGAUGAUGAAGAUUGA
Vicia faba (fava bean) is the source of this 366-nucleotide messenger RNA. The record is from the annotation of a GenBank genome assembly. NCBI's taxonomy places the organism in Eukaryota, Viridiplantae, Streptophyta, Magnoliopsida, Fabales, Fabaceae.